Molecule: messenger RNA, 2175 nt
Organism: Salarias fasciatus (jewelled blenny)
Lineage: Eukaryota; Metazoa; Chordata; Actinopteri; Blenniiformes; Blenniidae
Gene: vamp5
Product: vesicle-associated membrane protein 5
Exons: 3
Coding region: 235-525 (96 amino acids)
Biological process (GO): vesicle-mediated transport
Cellular component (GO): membrane
Source: RefSeq, a predicted model, not a curated record
CGCCUCACAGAGCACCGGUGCGGAGAGCGCGGCCGCUGCAGCCGAAGUGAAAGUGAGGAGAACGAACGACAGGAGGAAGGAGGAGAGCCGCGCGCAGCCGGUCACGCCUGAAGCGAGGUUAGGUUGCGGGACCGGUGCGCUGCGCUUCCUGUUUUGCAGCGUUGAGCCGAGUCGACCUUUAAAUGCGUCUCUGGAGGAUCCUGUGACUCUCGGACUCGAACUCACCGAACAGACAUGGACGACGGGGGGCGGAGCCGCCUGCAGCGCACCCAGGAGGAGGUGGAGGAGGUCAAGGUCAUCAUGCUGGACAACAUGAACAAGGCCGACGAGCGGGCCGGCAAGCUGAGCGACCUGGACGACCGGGCGGAGGAGCUGCUGAAGCAGGGUAAAGUGUUUGAGAAGAAGGCCCAGAAGGUGAAGGAGAAGAAGAUGUGGGAGAACAAGAAGAUGAAGAUCAUCCUGAUCGUGGCCGGAGUGGUCGCCUUCGUGGUGGUCCUGGGACUGGUCCUGGGCCUGGCCCUGUAGAGACCCUGAACUGAAUGGACCCUGGGACCCUCCGCCGCUUCCCCGCUUCUGUGUUUUUUUUGUUCCGUAUUUAAGGGAGGGGGCUCCCGCUCUGCAGUCGGCCUCCAGCCGAUACGGUACCGCUGGAAACGGCUCGUCUCUCUGCGUCCGGUUCCUCUGUCGAGUUCGCGCCUCCGCCCGCCGAGCGCCUGCAGAACCGCCGCCUUCCUGUUCUCCGGUGGCUCCGGACACCGUUGCCAUGGAAACGGUGGCCCCGAAGGCUACGGAAGUUUCUGCGCUGGAAAACGUUGUGGUGUAAACGGCGCUUCACCGAGUGCAGGAAGGAAGGCGUGAAUGACUCCUCUGUAAAGAUCCCGUCCUGAAAGAGUUUAUGUUCUUAAAUUUGUGUUUUCUGUGUUGAUUCAUGUCUGACUCUUUUUUUCCCAAACGCAACUAUUUAUGAUGCUCUUUAAACAUUUUUAACAUUUUCAUGAAAUCAAUUCAAAAAAGAUUUUUGAACAGAUAUAAGAGAAAGGAAUGAUCCAAAAAAAGUGAAAAAUGAGCAACAUUUGGGCUGCUAGUUGAGUGUAAAGAGCUAAUUGAUUGGCUGUAAAAUAAUAUGUUGAAUUAUUAAUUGAUUCUUGCAGGUGAUGGCUAACAGCGUGAAGUUUGAGGCACUCUGUGACCUUUUUUUUUCACAUGUUAUCAAAAAUUUGGAUUAUUUUGUUCAAAAUGGAGCAGCUACAAAGAGGCCUGAAUGGAAGAUAAAUAUUCCUAAUGAUUUUUUUUAAUGAUUAUUUUCAAAGCUCUGAAUCGGUUUGAGCUGAUCCAUAGUCCCCUGAUGUUCUCUCUUCUUCAGAUUAUGCUCAUUUUCCUGAGUUUCCUCACAUUUUAAGACAUUUUUGUCAGAUUUCUGACCAGUAAUCAAUAUCAGCGAAUCCACUUUGAGCCGAGCUGAAUUAAGAAAAAGCUCUAAAUAAGGAAAUGGGGCACCGAGAGGCUCCAUGUGUGGCGGAGGAGGCUGAAAAUGCUGAAAAUGUAAAUAAAUAAAACUGGUCCCUCAAGGAAAGGCUGGAAGAGACGCCUGUUUUCACAGUCACCAGCUGAACGGCGCCCCCUGCUGGUCGAUGAUCAAUAACCUCAGUGUAUUUCCUGUUUGCGCAACAUCUUGGAAAUGAUCCAAACUGAGUGACUAUGCAGCAGGUAGGUCAGAGGUCACCCUCAGUGUUCAGGUCUGGAUGUGUUGUGCAGGAUCAAUGCUGCUGAUCAUUUUCCAUACCUGAUCUGAUCUGUCUGGAGAAAAGUCCUGUUUUUAUACUGUGUUCAUGUUCAUGUUCCAGGUCUUAUGUCGAGAAAUGAUUAAAAUAUUUCAACUUUAGAGCGUCAUAUUUUACAUAAUCACGCCAGCACUGAUCAAUCAUGUAAGCAUUGAUUGAUUACAGAAGCGUCAGCUGACUGCUGCCAUCUGCAGGUUGUUGUGCAAACAAUGAAUCCUUCAUAAGUACACGUAUUGUCCCAGGUUUAGCGUCCAUUGCAUGUUGAUUUAUAUUAAUGAAAGGAACGAUGCAAUCUAUGAAUCUCUGUGCCUCUAAGGGUUCCACUCUGUACACAGUUUAAUCAAUAGAUCGUUAAAAUCAGCCAAAAAAUGGAAAAGCCCCCCCCCCCCCCCCA